AUGCGCCGUCUCACUCGCCAGCCGAGAAAUGCCAACCAUCGCCAACAGGUUGGCAAUUUUUGGCAGCUUCUAUCAACGCUUCACGACUGGUACCAAGCACCCGCCAAGUUGCAAUAUCGGUGUUGGCACCUUCGCCACGGCCAGAUAAGCCCCCAGUGCCAUCCUUUUGGACGCCUUCCACUGGCCUUUGCACCUGCCAAAGACACGGGCCCAAGAGACCAUUUCGGAUCGCUCCAAGAGCACAGACAGCACCAAAAUCUAGGUUGGGCCGACCAUCACACCACACAACCUCCCAAAAUCACUAUUACCUAUGGUUUGUGGGCCUCGUUUACAGGCUCGGGCCAGCAGCUCCUGUCAAAAAUCCAUGGCGAACACUUCGCCUAUCUCUUAGCUUCAAUUCGACAUAUUCCAUCGGCCGUCUGGACCCUUCCGACGUGUCGUUGUCUCGGCACGCCAGCCACGUCGUCAGGGUACGAGAGAGGCUGA
Molecule: messenger RNA, 486 nt
Organism: Colletotrichum costaricense
Lineage: Eukaryota; Fungi; Ascomycota; Sordariomycetes; Glomerellales; Glomerellaceae
Exons: 2
Coding region: 1-486 (161 amino acids)
Source: RefSeq, a predicted model, not a curated record